UUUUAAACCAGAGAUUCCCAGGUCAGUGACUUACAUUUUUCCUGUUAUUCUAGUGUGCUCUCAUGUUCAGCCUCCUGCAGAAACACUGCUACCUGAUUAACAAACCUUAAAAGGACUCUGAGAACACAUUCAUCAUUUUGUCAGGCUUGACCAAUGAAUUUUAUAAAAUUCCAAGGAUAUUUUGAAAGGGUCCUGCCCAAAUUUCAGUCAAGGAGUGACUCUUAAUAGAAAACAUGUCAUAUGUUUUUACCUGCAACUAAUAUUUUGGUGCUUCAUUAUAUGGCAAAAGUCUGCUUGUGGAGAAAGAAGACUCCUUUUGUUAAGAAAUUUUUUUCACUGGUGGAAAAGGCUGGCAUCCCCUUAUAAUAUGAAGUCCUUUGAGAAAAGCUGGUUAUUUCUGCUGCUGCCUGUCAUGCUAAGAGUGGUGUGUUCCUCCUUUAUCAGUGUGAACCGUGGGGUGAAAGUGAUGAAGGGACAGUCUGUCUUCCUGUUAGAAGAUGACCUCAAGUUUUCCAUCCCCAGAGAGAAGGAUGUCUGCAAAGUUGAAGUUGUGAUUAAUGAGCCAAUAACGCAGAGAGUUGGAAAACUGACUCCACAGGUUUUUGACUGUCACUUCCUUCCUAAUGAAGUCAAAUACACCCACAAUGGCUGUCCAAUUUUAGAUGAAGACAUGGUCAUGCUUAGGCUGUACAGGUUUACAGAAGUGGAAACAUUUGUAGAAACAUUCACCCUUCACGUGCAGUUACUUGAGCCAGACUGUAACAUCAUAAAAAUGCGCUCCCAUGCCCUGGAGGUCCCCGAGUACUAUGGUCUGUCCAGGGUGAUUGACAAGAACAUUCUCACUUUUGAUUAUGACAGGAAGAUAAAUCUGGAUUGCACCAUUUCCAUAAUCUCUUCAGAAACCCACCUGCCUGCACAUGGCCAGCUCACCACCGGGAAAGUGCAGCAAGAGCAGAUUCAUGGAGAUCAGCCACAGAGCUUAUUCCCUGGCACUAAGCACAGCCUGGGCCAGCAGUGCAGAAACGGGAGCUGCAUGCUGGGACUAGGAGCCAUUCACAACAAAAAAAUAAGCUGUGAAGAAUUUCUGAGGAUGGGGAUUCGGUAUCGACACCUUGACCCUCCCUCACCUGACACUGAUUAUAUUCCUGUGAGGCUGGAUCUCACAGACAGCAGAAGCAAAACUCUGCACAAGACUGAGUAUGCGUGGCUCCCUGUUCACAUUAAAGGUGCUGUUCCCAACCAAAUACCCAAAGCUGCCCCAAUGGCAAAGUUCAUCCUCGAAGUAGACCAAUUUAUUUUAACCCCCAUUUCAACCACAACCAUUGAUGCUGAAGACAAUGAAACUCCAAAGUCCCUGCUUGUAUUCAACAUUACCAAGCCACCUCCUCAGGGCUUCAUCACUCACCUGUCUGACCACACAAAACCUGUUGGCUCCUUCACCUGGAGAGAUCUCAGUGACAUGCUCAUUGCUUAUCAGCCUCCAAAUAACAGCCACACAGAGAGGAGGAAUUAUGAGGUGGAGUUUGAGAUUCAUGACUUCUACUUUGAAAGGAGUUUACCAGUCACUGUCCAUCUUUCUAUCAGAACAACAGAUACAAAUGCCCCUCGGGUUUCAUGGAAUACAGGCCUCAACCUCCUAGAGGGCCAGUCACGACCCAUCACAUGGCAACACUUCCAAAUUGUAGACAAUGACGACAUCCAAAAUGUUCACUUGGUCACUGUCGAUGGCUUACAGCAUGGGCGGCUCUCAGUGAGAGGAGGGAAAGGAUUCCUGUUCACAGUCUCUGACAUUCAGGCUGGAGUUGUCCACUACCAUCAUGAUGACAGCGAUUCUACUAAGGACUUUGUGGUAUUUAGAAUUUUUGAUGGCCCCCACAGUAUUCGCCACAAACUUCCAAUCAAUAUCCUCCCUAAAGAUGACAGCCCUCCAUUUCUGAUCAGCAAUAUGGUUAUUGAAGUUCAUGAGGGACAGAGCAUCCUGAUUCAGGGCUCCAUGCUUCAUGCUUCUGACAUGGAUUCCAGUGAUGAUUACAUACUAUUCAAUAUUACCAAGCCAUCACAGGCUGGAGAAAUCAUGAAGAAACCAGGACCAAACAUGAUAGGGUAUUCUGUCAACAGUUUUCUUCAGAGGGAUCUAUUUAAUGGAAUAAUUUAUUAUCAUCAUUUGGGAGGAGAAGUAUUCGAAGAUUCCCUUGAGUUUGUGCUGUGUGACAGCCAUGAUCCUCCCAAUCUCUCAGAGCCACAGGUGUUGAUGGUGCAUGUUAUUCCUGUGGAUGAUCAGCUACCCAGAGAAGCCCCAGAUGUGACCCGUCACCUGGUUGUUAAGGAGACUGAGAUUGCUUACCUAACUAAGAAACAUCUCCACUUCAUAGAUGUGGAAGAGCAAGACAGGGAGCUCACAUACACCAUAACCACUUCCCCAUUUUUCUCUUGCACCCAUAGCUACUCAGAUGCUGGGAAGCUGGUAAUGGUGGACACUCUCCCCAGAUUGGUCAAGGAUCCUGCUGCUCUUGCACUGCAGUCAUUUACUCAGCAUGCUGUGAACUAUAUGAAAGUUGCCUACAUGCCACCACUGCAGGACAUCGGUCCUGAACCUCAGCAAGUCCAGUUUAUUUUUUCCAUCAGCAAUCAGCAUGGAGGUACUUUGUAUGGGAUCUGCUUCAAUAUUACAAUUCUUCCCGUGGACGAUCAAGCUCCAGAGGUUUUGACAAGCCAUUUGAGAGUGGAAGAGGGUGGCCUGGCCCCUGUUACAGAGGGACACAUUCUCAUCUCUGAUGCGGACACAAAACAGGAGCAUCUCCUCCUGCUCCUGCAGAGGCAGCCUCAGCAUGGGGUGGUGGAGCUGGAUGGCAUUCCCAUGAAUGAAGGCAACAACAGGCUUUCCUGUGAGGACCUGCGUACCCUCGCAGUCAGAUAUCGUCAUGAUGGUUCUGAGACUCUCACUGAUGAUGUUCUCUUUGCAGCCACAGAUGGCAUCCACUUUGUUGAGUUCAUCCUGCAGGUCAAGGUGCUGCCUGUGAAUGAUGAGCUACCUGUUAUGCGAACAGGCCUUGUUCCUGUGCUCCACUGCCUGGAGGGUGAAGAAGUGGUCAUCUCCUCAGAGUACAUUUCUGCUACAGACGCAGACAGUGAUGACAUGAAACUGAUGUUUAUGCUGCCUCGCCAGCCCUACCACGGGGUAGUGAGGAAAGCUGGUAUUGCUGUGGAUCAUUUCUCCCAAGCUGAUGUCAUCGCUGGUUUAGUCACGUACAAGCACACUAGUGGGGAGGUUGGCCUGACUCCUUCCAUUGAGAUCUUAACCUUCAUUGUCUCUGAUGGUGAAGCUGGCCUAGAUGUGAAAGACUGCUGUUAUGAUGGACCUCUUCCUCCUCCAGUUUCACGUCAUGAUCCAUUUCCUGUGUAUGACCUUAACAUCACUGUACUUCCAGUGGACAACCAGCCUCCAUCUAUUGCAACUGGUGCAAGUUUUGCAGUGGAGGAGGGCUCCUCCGCAGCCCUUACAACCAACCACUUGUUUGCCACUGACCCUGACACCACUGCAGAUGACUUAGAGUUUGUGUUGGUUUCUCCUCCCCAGUUUGGUUACAUUGAAAAUAUACUGCCUUCUCCUGGCUUUGAGAAGAGCAACACUGGAAUAAGUAUAGCUUCCUUUCAGCUGAAGCACCUGAAAGCCAUGAAUAUAAACUAUGUACAAGCCAGGCAUAUGCAAAUGGAGCCAACAGAGGACAAGUUUGUACUUUAUGUCACUGAUGGGUUGCAUCGCUCAGCAGAGACUCCAUUUUUUGUGCUGAUCACUCCAACCAAUGAUGAAGUCCCUGAAUUCAUAGCCAGGAACAUUAGUGUUCAAGAAGGGCAGAUGAAAGAGCUGGAUCUCUCGGUUAUCAAUGCGGUUGACUUGGAUGUACCUCAAGACCAUUUGGUAUUUAGGGUUGUGCAGAGGCCCUGGUACGGAUUCCUUAUUAAUGGAAUCCAUGGCAAUGAUAUUCUACACUAUAAACAGUUAAUUAACCACAAUCACCACAGCCAUGGGUUGCUUGUUCAUGACUUUUCCAUGGAGCUACUGAAGAAUGGAAUGAAGCUGAUGUACAUGCAUGACAACUCUGAAAACCUCACUGACAGCUUUAAAAUCCAGCUAUCAGAUGGAAAACAUAAAGUCCUCAGAACCAUUUCAGUAAAGGUCAUUCCGGUUAAUGAUGAGAAACCACUGCUGAGCAAGAAGAAUGAUAUAGAGGUGAAUAUAGGUGAAACUCGAAUAAUUUCUAGUGCUGUUCUGUCAGCGGAAGAUAAAGAUACCCCCAGGGACAGAAUUUACUACUUAUUUGAAAGACUUCCAGAAAAUGGUCAGCUUCAGCUCAAGGUAGGAAAAGGCUGGGUGACUCUCCGAACUGGAAUGACAUGCACUCAGGAAGACCUGGAUAUGAACCUUGUGAGAUAUGUCCAUACAGGAGCUGUAGGGUCCAAGAACCAAGACAGCUUCACGUUUUACCUCUGGGAUGGGUACAACAGAUCCCCAGUUGUGGACUUCUACAUAAAUGUCAAGGACAUGGAAAAGGGAGACAUUGCAGUUUUUAUGAAACUCCUCAGAGUGCCAAAAGGAGAUCGCGGCUACAUCACAACCAAUGUCCUCCUUGCACUGGACGGGACUGACAAGCCAGAGGAGCUCCUUUAUGUGAUAACCUCUCCACCCCAAUAUGGACAAAUAGAAUAUGUCAGCUACCCUGGCAUCCCCAUUACAAACUUCAGUCAAAUGGAUGUAGCACGACAGAUUGUCUGCUACGUUCACAGCACAAAGGCAGCUGUUCUUGAAGACACAUUCAGCCAUCAAAGAACGAGAGGAACUGACUUCCACUUCAAUCUUUCAGAAUUUUUGAGAGAAGGUUUAAGAUUCACCAUCAGCAAUGGACUGAGGACUAAGAAUGGGACAUUCAUAAUCUCCUUGGAGGCACUUGACCAAGCUUUGCCCACACUAUCUAGGAACAUGGGGUUAAAAACAAUGGAAGGUGCUAUGGCACUUCUCUCUCCUGAUGUCCUGCAGCUUUCAGACCCAGACACUGCCAAAGAAAACCUUACCUUCCUCUUGGCUCAGCUCCCCCAAUAUGGUCACCUCUAUUACCGUGGGGCUGUGCUACUGCAGUACAAUUUCACACAGCAAGAUGUGGACAACAGGGAUGUUGCAUACAAGCACCGAGGUGGGGAUUCCCAGAUGGACAGAUUUACAUUUGUUGCCACAGAUAGGACUAAUCAAGGCUUCAUCGUGAAUGGGAGAGUGCAGACCGAGCCAGUGGCAUUCACCAUUCAGGUGGAUCAUUUGGACAAAAUGGCACCAAAAAUUAUUCAUCUCCAUUGCUUUUCUGAUGUGGAACUGCUGAAUAAUGGCAAUUAUGGGAUCUAUAUUACUGCCAGGUCCCUGAAGGCAUCUGACCCCAAUACAGAAGAUGACAAAAUAAUUUUUAAGAUUUUGCAAGGUCCUCAUUAUGGCUACCUGGAAAAUACAACAACAGGUGGACUCAUUCGGGAAGGGUUUAGCCAAAAGGAUUUAAACAACAAAAUCAUACUUUAUGUCAUCAACCUGUCACAGGAACUGAAUUCAGACAACUUGGAGUUUCAAGUCAUGGAUGCCAGAGGAAACUCAGCAGGGCCCCAAAGAUUGGAGCUAAGGUGGUCUCGGAUUGAAAUGCAACAGACUGAAUAUGAAGUGUGUGAGAGCGUAGGAGUGGUGUCUCUGAAAAUCACCAGGGCAGGACACUCAGCAGAGUCUGCCUUUAUAACUGCGAAGGUCAAUGAAAUAUCUGCUAUGCUGGGAAAGGACUUUACAGUGACUCCCUCUAAGCUUGUUCAGUUUGAUCCAGGAAUGUCAACCAAGACGUGGAAUAUAGCAAUUACCUGUGACAGAUUAGAGGAAGAUGAUGAAGUCUUUGAAGUAGUUCUGAACUCCCCUGUGAAUGCUGUUCUUGGCACACGGACAAGAGCUGUAGUGAAAAUUUUGGACUCAAAAGGAGGUCAGUGCAGCUAUUCCCAUUCUUCUAGCCAGAGCAAGCAUGGCUUCUGGGGGAGAGGAACACUCUUUCCAGUUUCCAAAGGCUCCUCAUCACCUUCCAGGCCUGGCAGUUUUUCCCUGGAAGGGAUCCCACUGCCUCCUUCCAAAGGGAUGAGAGAGCAUGGAGGGGACCUGCGGCGGGAGCACAGCUUGGUGAAUCUGUCAAGGACCAGGCUGAGAGUGACUGGAAAUGGCAGAAUAGUUCAGCCUUCAUCUGUAUUUAAAAAUGGAACAGAUGUGGUUUUCAAAUAUCAUGGGAUGGUAUCACUCAAAAUAGAGGAUGACACCUCAUCAGCUAAAACCAACAAGAAGGCAAAACCACAGGUAAAUGUCAUCUCCUCUAGGAAGAUAGAAAUCCCACAGGCUGAUAAGGCAGAACUUGCAUCUGAACCAAGUUCAAGACAUAAGGACUUUUACUCUUUUCCGAAGGCCUGUACACCAGAUUUAAAGGGUCUCUUGCAUUAUGAAGAAAGCACUCAAAAGUUAUUUCAGUGUGAUGGGAUAACAUGGAAAUUCUGGAAUUCCCAAAGCAAGGAGGUAAGCAUGAAGAAAUGUCCUUCUGGAUGGAGUUAUCAUGAGGGCAGCUGCUACUUGCUGGUAGUGAAUCACAAGGUCACCUGGAACACUGCUGCUCGGGCUUGCAGAGAACAAUACCUGGGGAGUCUAGCAAGUGUGGCUAAUGAACAACACAUGCAGUGGCUGUGGGACUUCGGUGGGAGGAUGCCCUUUUGGAUAGGCUUGAAUGACCAAGUCAAUCCUGGACAUUGGGAGUGGAACGGAGGAGAACCUGUAACCUACAUAAACUGGAGAAGAGGCUCCAACCGCUUUCCAGUGAGAGGAAGAAAUUGUGUAUUUGUGCAGAAGCGAGGAAAAUGGCAAGCAACUGACUGCAAGAAUGUCAGACCAAACAGCUAUGUGUGUUCAAGAAAGUUGUAAGGAAUGGAGGAUGCCUGUGAAAGCAUAAAUGGACAUUCAUGCUGUUUCAGUGUGUUAUCUGCAGACAUGGGAGUGCAGUUAGAAAACUGUGCUGAUUAUCAGCAAGGUUUAUGUUAUAUGCUGCCAGAGGUGCAGAUGCACUGCCUCUAACCAAGGUAUAGAGGUCCAUUGCAAAGUUUAAGUCUAGAUUAAGUUUUGAAUUCUCCCCAAAGACAUUGAUGCAUCACUUACUCGUAUGUAUUUUUACACCAAAUAGCUAGGCCUCAAAGCUUUCAUUGCAUUUCUAUGUAAAAGUACUUUAAAAAAAAAAAAAGUAGCAAAUCAGUUGAUUUGCUUUGCUCUUAAGGAGGGGUUGUGAAUUGGCUGUUGCUUUAAUUUGUUUGCAAUAAAAACUGCAGUCUCAAAAGGAGGAAGACUGCUGGGGGUGAAAAUGGGGGCAGACUUUUGGCUAGAACCAGGUCCUCUUGGGUGAUAAGGGGAGUGACAUCAUGUAAGUACACAGGGCUUCUUUGGUUGAUGCCUUAGUGCAAUGUCUUACAAAAGUACCAAUGGCUGGAUUUAGUGACAGAGUACAACAGGAGCAAAGUUUUGGUUUUUUUUCCCUACCUCCCAAGGCCAGCUUUGGAUCCCUAUGGAUCUGUUCAUACAGAGUUGCAUAUUGUUUCAUAUUCCUAACCAAAAUUUUUCACUGUUUUUUUGAAUUGCAGGAUACUGGUGUAAUUUUUAGUGUAAUUAAAUAAUGGGACAUCUCUACAUCUAAUGUUAUAUCAAAAGAAUGAUUUAUUAAAAAAAUAUUGAAGCUUAAUCCUAGAAUAUUAUCUUGGGAUAUUCAGUGACACAUGAACAUCAAUAGGAUUUAUAUGUGUGUAUAAACCAAUGUAAUCAUGAGACAUAUUUUGUACUAAAGCAGCUAUGGCUUUUGAAAAGUAUUAAUCUAAGUCCUUAUUAGGGAUUUGAGGUUUAUAAAUAAUACUUAAAAAUCCAGAUUUAUUUCUGAGAAAGAGUUUAAAAUCAGCCGUUAAUAGGAAAAAAACCAGCUGGCCAUAAGUUAUUAUUUUAGAUACACGCAGUUGCAGUAUAACCAUUUUGUAACAUUGUAAUAAAUUUAUAUUUGACCUGUCAAAAGCUUGCUUUAGGACCUUCUUACUGCCGGCCUUAACAUUAAAAAAAAAAAA
This is a messenger RNA of Corapipo altera (White-ruffed manakin), 8148 nucleotides long. RefSeq names its product FRAS1 related extracellular matrix 1 (gene FREM1). NCBI's taxonomy places the organism in Eukaryota, Metazoa, Chordata, Aves, Passeriformes, Pipridae. Bases 368 to 6973 code for a protein of 2201 amino acids. Gene Ontology annotation, biological process: cell communication. The transcript has 38 exons. The record is from RefSeq and is a predicted model, not a curated record. Gene Ontology annotation, cellular component: membrane.